CCGCUGCGACUUCCGUCGUGACCGGAACCGGAAAUAGAAUUAACCCUAACGCCAGUAUGGAGGCAAUUUAAAACCUCUUCCGUGCAGCAAUAAUAACUUUUAUGGAAUAAAACGUUAAACUUUAUUGGCGAAAUACGUGAAUAUUUAAAACUCUGAUGAAAUGACGACGAUGAACUCCACUCGCUGACGACUUUGUGCUCGGACUCAGUCAGGAACCUAAAAGGGAACAUUUGACUGCAUUUUCCUGUCACGAUGGAAGACUCCGCCUCUUCUCCCACGCCGUCUCCAUCGCUAGCCCCUAUCCCCCUCCCCUCCGCCUCCGCCCCGACACGUUGUCCCGAGCUGGACCUGUCGGUGGCGGCCAGCCCCUUGUCCAAGCCCCACAAGCCCCGCCCCCACAGGCAAACGCGAGGAAAAAGAAACCCCAAGGUGACUUUUGAUGAGCCGGUGGUCGUCAAGGUGAUACCAGAGCCACGGUUCCCGAUGAAAGGUGUACAGCAACACCCGACCACCCGUCAGAGGAACUGGAGAGGUGGUCUACCCGCGGGCGCCGCACACCAGGGGGCGGAGCUAGCGUCCUACGAGCAUCCCGGCGGUCUGGAGGAGGCGGAGCUCAACACCACCUUGGCCGUCAAGGCGGAGCUGCUGGCGCUGCAGGAGGCGGAGUUUGACGCCCAGAAAGCGCUUAAGGAGACGUUACAAAAGUUGGAGCGGACGAAGAACCAGAUAGACACCAGAGCGACACAAGGAACCAACGUCUCUCGCUCUCAGACCCUUUUCACCUCCCUGGUCAGCAUCGACGUGCCCGAGACUGAGGUAAUACGCCAAGUGUUUAGGGACAGGCUGCUUUUGGCCCCGCCCCCUCGCCCCAAACCCACAGAUAAGCCCUCCACCCACAUCUUCCUGCCCACCGACUUGUUCAGGCAGAAGCCCCUCCCAGCGGCGGAGGAAGCGUUCGGUAGAGCGUUUAGUCCGGCCCCUUGCCCCGCCUCCUCAACCUUUGACCUUUACAAACGACAGAGACGGUGGGAAGCCACACCCUGACACACAUUUAUUACACUCAUUAGAUCUUGUCCCGUCCAACACACUUUUUUAUCAAUAAAUGU
Messenger RNA from Entelurus aequoreus (snake pipefish), 1106 nucleotides. RefSeq names its product protein phosphatase 1, regulatory subunit 35 (gene ppp1r35). The record is from RefSeq and is a predicted model, not a curated record. Gene Ontology annotation, biological process: negative regulation of phosphatase activity. Lineage: Eukaryota; Metazoa; Chordata; Actinopteri; Syngnathiformes; Syngnathidae. Gene Ontology annotation, molecular function: phosphatase binding. Bases 253 to 1044 code for a protein of 263 amino acids. The transcript is spliced from 6 exons.